UACUAUAUAUACUGUUGUGUAGUAAUAAGGGGGAGCUGAGAGAGAGAGAGAAAGUGAGAGAGAGGAAUUGAAGCUAAGGCAAAAUUAAAAUCAUCAUGUCUAGCCGCAGAAGAUCAUCAUCAUCAAGCUUCACAGAAGAGGAGAUUAAUGCUUUGGUCAACAAACUACAAGCAUUGUUGCCAGCUUCCACUUCAAGGUCCUACACCAACAAGGUAGCAGCCUCAGAGAUAGUAGAAGAGACAUGCAAGUACAUCAAAAGGCUGCACAGAGAAGUGGAUGGGCUGUGUGAAAGGCUUUCCCAAAAACUUUCAUCCAUUGAUGACACCACUAAUCUUGAUUUGGAAACCUUGAUGAGGAAUCUUCUUCAGCAAUAAAUUCUGAAUUUAGAAAGAGAUGAUGCAUGGUAGAUUAUCAUUCAACAGUCAUUAUUAUUAUCAAUAUAAUGUGAGUUGUAAAAUUAUAUGUGUAUGUAUUGUGUGUUAGCUUUUUUUCUUUGAUCACGAAGGAAACUCGCAGUCACUACUCAAUAUAUAGUUAUAAACCCUACUUUUGUACAAUAGUCUGUAAACUAUAUAUGAGAGGUAAUUUGUCCUAUGAAAGUACAAAUGUGUGUUAGUGUUGGUGGAA
Molecule: messenger RNA, 627 nt
Organism: Ipomoea nil (Japanese morning glory)
Lineage: Eukaryota; Viridiplantae; Streptophyta; Magnoliopsida; Solanales; Convolvulaceae
Product: transcription factor ILI4-like
Exons: 2
Coding region: 96-374 (92 amino acids)
Molecular function (GO): protein dimerization activity
Source: RefSeq, a predicted model, not a curated record